AUGACUUUCAAUCCAAGGAAGAACCCAAACUCUCUGCAUUCUGACGGUUCAGGCACAGUAUUGACGGUUACCAAAACGUAUAAUCCUCAAUUAAUCCGUUUUGUCUUCAAUGGCGAAGUACAGACAAUCUCAAGUUACCGAAGGACAGUCAUCGAUGAAACCCAAAGCGAGAAUGGGCAAUUCACAGAUCAGUAUCGAUUCGAGGGACUGAAAAAGACUGAUACACCAACUGAGUGGUUGUCUUACUGUCAGUCGCAACGAUCAGGGAUUGACGAAGCGAUAUCUCAUGCUCAUAAGGCUCUGAGAUGGGUUGAAAGUGAUCAGCAAUCAUCCGUAGGUGGAGAAAUUCCCUGGGAGACAACAGAUAAUGUUCAGGGAACGAUCGCUUGGAGAUCUAUUGAGAAGACCCCCAAUUUACCAUCUUUCGAUCGGUCUGAAGCUGAUAGAUUCAUCGUCACAUGGGAGAAACCUAGGUGGCCUGGAGCGGGCGGCAAACUCGAAAGUGUAAAUGCAGUUGGGGUGUUCAAGUAUCGGGAGCUGGAGAGUUUAUCGAGGAACCCACCUGAAAUGAUGCUAGGGGUCAAUCCCGAAAUGUGGAACGAACUAUUCCAACAUGUCAGGAACGAAGUGUACCAGUCUUCUGACCUCCUUGUACGACAAGAACCCGGUGGAGUUCCCCAUUCCGCCCUGAAAGACAGUAGAAAGGCUGGCACGUCGACAGUAGUCGAACGCCGACGGAAAUCGGUCUCCUGGCCUGAAAAUCUUCACGAGCCGGAAUAUCGUAUUGGUCAGGGUUGCGCUCAACGAAGUACAGUAGAUGAUCGAAGCAAUGGAUUGCAGGAAAUACGAGACUUUAUGGACAAGAUGUGGAAAAGCAGUGGGAUCAAUCUGGAUGAGCAAUAG
Kwoniella botswanensis is the source of this 903-nucleotide messenger RNA. RefSeq lists its product as uncharacterized. The record is from RefSeq and is a predicted model, not a curated record. NCBI's taxonomy places the organism in Eukaryota, Fungi, Basidiomycota, Tremellomycetes, Tremellales, Cryptococcaceae. The transcript is spliced from 2 exons. Bases 1 to 903 code for a protein of 300 amino acids.